Molecule: messenger RNA, 1811 nt
Organism: Brassica rapa (field mustard)
Lineage: Eukaryota; Viridiplantae; Streptophyta; Magnoliopsida; Brassicales; Brassicaceae
Product: transcription factor MYB80
Source: RefSeq, a predicted model, not a curated record
AAACUAGAAAGAAAGAAUGGGUAGGAUUCCAUGCUGUGAAAAGGAGAAUGUGAAGAGAGGGCAAUGGACUCCUGAAGAAGACAACAAACUGGCUUCUUACAUUGCUCAACAUGGUACUCGUAAUUGGCGUCUCAUCCCUAAAAACGCUGGAUUGCAGAGAUGUGGAAAGAGUUGUAGACUACGGUGGACAAACUAUUUGCGUCCUGACCUGAAACAUGGUCAAUUUUCUGAGGCUGAAGAACAUAUCAUCGUCAAGUUUCACUCUGUUCUUGGUAACCGGUGGUCGUUGAUUGCGGCCCAGCUUCCUGGUCGAACAGACAACGAUGUGAAAAAUUAUUGGAACACAAAGCUGAAGAAGAAGUUGUCGGGAAUCGGAAUAGAUCCCGUAACCCACAAGCCUUUCUCGCAUCUAAUGGCAGAGAUAACCACUACACUCAAUCCUCCUCAAGUCUCACACCUCGCUGAAGCUGCCCUCGGAUGUUUCAAGGACGAGAUGCUUCACUUGCUCACCAAGAAACGUGUUGACCUAAACCAAAUCAACUUCUCCAGCCCUAACCCUAACAACUUUAACCGAACCGUUGAUAACGAAGCUGGUAAGAUGAAAAUGGAUGGUUUGGAGAAUGGUAAUGGGAUAAUGAAGCUAUGGGACAUGGGGAAUGGAUUCUCCUAUGGAUCUUCUUCGUCAUCGUUUGGGAAUGAAGACAAAAAUGAUGGAGCUGCGUCUCCUGCGGUUGCGGCGUGGAGGGGUCACGGUGGAAUACGUACAGCGGUGGCUGAAACUGCGGCAGCGGAGGAGGAAGAGAGGAGGAAAUUGAAGGGAGAAGUGGUGGACCAAGAGGAGAAUGGAUCUCAAGGAGGAAGAGGAGAUGGAAUGUUGAUGAUGAGGAGCCAGCAUGAUCAACAUCAACAUCAUGUGUUUAAUGUGGACAAUGUCUUGUGGGAUUUACAAGCUGAUGAUCUCAUUAAUCAUGUGGUUUGAUUCAUUUUGGAUCACAUUGGUAGUUAACAUUUGGUUAUAACUGAUUAGGUGUUAUCUGUUUUCAAAGAUUAAAUAAGUUUUUUGCUUUCUAUAAAAAAUUUAUCUAGUAAUGAAAAAUUGUAAAUACAUAAUUUCUUUUAUAAUAUUUCCAUCUUCGAGAAUCUAAUUGCAAUAUUCCGGUUUGUGGUAUUUGGAAAUGCUUAAAAUAAUUGUUUUGGGUACGUAUGUCAUGUAUCCGUUUAGAACAUCAAAAUUAAACGUGCUUGAGGUGUAGUACUGAAAGGAUGAUGAUCCGUCGGGAAGUGAUUCGCAAUAUGAUGCAAGUGAGGAUAAAACACGUAAAAAAAUCAUGUAGUGAUUGUAGGAUCAGUAAACAAGACUUUUGAGUAUUUAAAAAUUAAUGCCCCUCUGUUACACAGAAUGGGCAUACAGACAAAGACAAAGUGAAUGGACGUGGAAAGCCCAUUAACCGUGGACGACCAUGGAGUUACACUAAUAUUCAAACUGUUGAUGAUAUGUGCAACAAAAAGUUUUCAAAUUUUAAGUGUCUGAUAUGUCUUAAUCCAGCCACCAAAUCAUCCAAAAAUGUAUAUAUGAAUCAUCUGAUGAUGCUUGAACAAUACUCCAUCUAUUUCAAAAAUGUUAUUUAAAAAAUUUCAUGUCUUUAAAAUGUAUUUAUAUUCUUAUUAACUAUAUUUAUUUAAUAAAUAGUAUUUGAGAUAACCAAAAUUAUUUAUAAGAUUAAUGCAUGUUGUAAUUAAUUAAUAUUAAACUUUAAUAAAUAUAAACUGCAUUAAAAUGCUUAAAUAUUAUUCUUUAGGUAACAAGAAAA